CUCUAGCCGUUACUUUAACCCUUGCCUACUCAAUGAGGAAAAUGAUGGCAGAUAAGGCUUUGGUGCGGAGGCUUUCUGCCUGUGAAACCAUGGGCAGUGCAACUACAAUUUGUAGUGACAAGACUGGAACCUUAACUAUGAAUCAGAUGACGGUGGUAGUGGCUUGUGUUGGUGGGAAAAAAGUUGAAUCUCCAGACAGCUGGUUGGAGUUAUCUCCCCUGCUUACAUCCCUGCUCAUUGAAGGCAUUGCACAGAAUACGAAUGGCAGUAUAUUUGUCCCCGAGGGUGGAGGAGAAGCAGAGGUUUCUGGAUCUCCAACAGAGAAGACAAUUCUCACUUGGGCAGUCAAGCUUGGGAUGGAUUUUGAAGCUGUUCGGUCAGAAUCUACUAUUAUCCACGUCUUCCCAUUCAACUCUGAGAAAAAGAGAGGCGGCGUGGCUCUGGAAUUGCCUGACAGUCAAGUCCAUAUACACCGGAAGGGGGCUGCAGAAAUCAUCUUAUCUUCAUGUACUAAGUACAUUGAUGAAAAUGACCAUACGGUGGUGAUGGAUUACAGCAAGGUGAAUUUUUUUAAGAAAGCUAUUGAAGAUAUGGCUGCUAGUAGUUUGCGUUGUGUUGCCAUUGCAUAUAGACCAUUCGAGAGAAGCGAAAUUCCAGUUGAUGAAGAGCAGCUAUCUCAGUGGAAAUUGCCCGAAGAUGAUCUUAUUUUGCUGGCUAUUGUUGGUAUUAAGGAUCCAUGUAGGCCUGGUGUCAAAGAAUCAGUGAGACUAUGUCAAAAUGCUGGUGUGAAGGUGCGCAUGGUCACCGGUGACAAUAUCCAGACUGCUAGAGCAAUUGCUUUGGAAUGUGGGAUACUUUUUUCAGAUGAAGAUGCUGUGGAGCGCAACAUUAUUGAAGGAAGAGUGUUUCGUGCUCUAUCAGAUGAACAAAGAGAAGAGAUUUCUGAGAAGAUAUCGGUUAUGGGACGAUCUUCUCCUAAUGACAAGCUUCUGCUUGUGCAAGCACUGAAAAAUCGGGGACAUGUUGUGGCUGUAACCGGUGAUGGCACUAAUGAUGCUCCGGCAUUAAAUCAGGCUGAUAUAGGUCUUGCAAUGGGCAUUCAAGGGACAGAAGUAGCUAAAGAAAGCUCAGAUAUUAUUAUCUUGGAUGACAAUUUUGCCUCAGUUGUGAAGGUUGUUAGAUGGGGCCGAUCUGUAUACGCAAAUAUUCAGAAGUUCAUACAGUUUCAGCUUACAGUCAAUGUUGCUGCUCUUGUUAUAAAUGUUGCGGCUGCAGUUUCUUCUGGCAAUGUUCCACUAAAUGCUGUGCAGCUUCUCUGGGUUAAUCUGAUUAUGGACACCCUUGGAGCGCUAGCAUUGGCUACUGAACCACCAACAGAUCAUCUUAUGCAUAGGCCUCCAGUUGGUCGAAGGGAGCCUCUUAUAACUAAUAUCAUGUGGAGGAACCUGUUAAUACAGGCUUUUUAUCAAGUGUCUGUAUUACUUGUCCUCAAUUUCCGGGGGAGGAGUAUACUAGAUUUGGAGCAUGACAACAUUGAGCAUGCGAACAAAGUGAAGAAUACAUUGAUAUUCAAUGCUUUUGUCCUCUGCCAGGUCUUUAAUGAGUUUAAUGCUAGAAAGCCGGACCAGAAAAAUAUUUUUAAAGGGCUUACUAAAAACCCUCUCUUUAUUGGAAUAGUGGGGUUCACUGUUGUUCUUCAGGUUAUGAUCAUUUUCUUUCUUGGGAAAUUUACUUCUACAGUUAGACUGAAUUGGCAACAAUGGCUGAUUUCGAUUGUUAUUGCUGCUAUCAGUUGGCCUCUUGCUGUAGUUGGAAAGCUGAUACAUGUUCCCGAAACGCCAUUGCAUGAGUUCUUUACAAGAAGUCGUGGAAAGAGAAAUUCUGAGAGUUAGGCACUGAAGAUUUCUUGCUGUAGUAACAUCAGUUUGUACUUUUCAACUUUGCUGACUGAGUGGGUUAUUCCGGACGUACCUUCUUACCUUCUCAAAUUUAUACAACAGAGUUGCAAGGGCCAAGGAGUUUGAUAUAACUUCAGCUUACCAUCUUUAGAUGUCCACUACUAACAACGUGACUAACAGAAGAAGUGGCCUCUGUUAAGCCAUCUACCCAUCGGUUUUUGUUUUUUUUUUUUGGGUGUUUGGGUUUUCAUGCAGUUUUUUUUUGUUGGUAUGCUGUUAGAUUCAGACCAAUGAAUUCAUGGGAGGAAUGCUUUUUUCUUAUGUACAAAAUUGACGACUCUUUAAUACAUAAUAUGUUAAUGGUGUGAUU
This is a messenger RNA of Tripterygium wilfordii, 2268 nucleotides long. RefSeq names its product calcium-transporting ATPase 10, plasma membrane-type-like. The transcript has 20 exons. Gene Ontology annotation, molecular function: P-type calcium transporter activity; ATP binding; ATP hydrolysis activity. The record is from RefSeq and is a predicted model, not a curated record. Gene Ontology annotation, biological process: calcium ion transmembrane transport. Gene Ontology annotation, cellular component: membrane; intracellular membrane-bounded organelle. The coding region runs from base 33 to 1892 and encodes 619 amino acids. Lineage: Eukaryota; Viridiplantae; Streptophyta; Magnoliopsida; Celastrales; Celastraceae.